This is a messenger RNA of Aplysia californica (California sea hare), 1845 nucleotides long. RefSeq names its product putative protein TPRXL. The transcript has 2 exons. The record is from RefSeq and is a predicted model, not a curated record. Bases 988 to 1845 code for a protein of 285 amino acids. Lineage: Eukaryota; Metazoa; Mollusca; Gastropoda; Aplysiida; Aplysiidae.
UAUUGGGUAACUCGAGGCGGGCUGGCCAGCCAAUGGCUGAUUCCUGUUUCGCGUCCUUCCCGUUUCAGGGCGGGCAAGUUCUUCCCAGGCCGAUUGAUUCGUGAGUGUUGCUCGAUUCUCCGCGUAAUAGGCUAAUUAGCGACGUAUUUGUCCCUUCUAACUUUUGACACAGGCAUUCCGUCCGUCUCGUGGUAUUGAGGACGGGGAUUUUUUUUUUACAGUUCUUUCUUCUUCUCCCGAAAUCUGUACCGCAGUUCACCGCUCGACCAUUUGCUGGUUGGCUGUUUUUAGCUGGAUAUAAAUGAGAAGACAAAAUGAACACGACUGCAAUGAAGCUGUUCUUGACAGUUUGGUAUUAAAGACAAGCAAGACCCAGCCGACGAGGAGCAGUUAUACUUCUAAAGAAGGACAAUGUUUGUUGUUAUAGCUUCCGUGCUUUUGAUUCUUUGAAAUUGUGAUAAAUUUCGAAACAGAAAUAGAAUUUGUUCUGUGUUACAUCAACUUUCAAAGAUAGCAUUUUAUCACUGCACCGUUGUCAACCAAGUGCAAAACCACGAAAUGAGAUAUAUAAGGAUUUUAAAAUAGAUUUUGAUACGGACUUUCUGAAUGAGCCAUUUGUGAAGGGAGAGGAGAUAAGUUAAAUGUUUUACACGAACAACAGAAGAUGUUUGUAACUGAACAAAAUGUUGAAAGUCAUAUCUGAAUAUCAGUGAAAGAAAGAGAAAGUGGACGUCUCUGGGGGUGAAUUAAUGAAUUGUUCAUGAAAGAGUAAAUUGUACCGGAAACAACUGCAAAACAAUUACAGCAAAGAUACAACCAGCUUUUGGAAAAUAGCAUACAAAUUCAAUAUCUGUAUGACUAUUUAUCCCAAUUUGUUGUAGUAUCACUGUUGAGCACGUAUAAGCCUCCAGAAUUGGACUUCACUUCGUGAAAAAACCAAAAAAACCCAACAACAACAAAAAACCAAAAAUAAAACAAGUCACCACAAUGGAGACUAAAGUCACAGUCUGCUGCACCAUCCCAACCUCCCCAUCAUCAUCCCCACCAUCGCCGCUGUCAUCACCGAAAUCAUCGACGUCAACGCUCUCAUCCGCCUCCUCGUCAUCCUCGCCUCCAAUAUCCAGCAGCAGCAGCUCUUUCCCCGCCACUCACCCACAAGCUUCACCGACGUCCGAGCUGCCUCCAGCGUCCAACAACAACAGCACCACGACGACCUCUCGACCCCCAGGUAAGCGGUGCGUGUCUUACAGCAUAGACAGCAUCCUGGGUCGCCGGGACUCCUCGCCACCACCACCACAACCACUACCACUGCCAUCACCAUCACCAGGCCAGCACGAAGACUCAGCCCAAGAGACUUCCAGACUUGCAGACUCACCACUGGGUGAUCCAGCGUCACCAAAGACUCCACCCCCUAGACUCGCCCACACAUUUCCUGGAAUCCGAUACCACCACCACCCCCCACAACAACAACAUCACCAUCAGUAUCAUCACCACCCGUAUCGUAGACAAACCAGCAACAACAACAACAACAACCACACGAACAACGGGUACCCACAACGUACUCAUCAAACACCCGGCGGGGAAUCGGACUUCGAAGUUUCUACACCAGCAACCAGACCUGCGACACCACCACUUCAUCAUCACAAACAACAACAGCAGCAACACCAACAGCAACGGCCAGCAUCACCGUCCUCGCCAGGCAUGGGAAGAUCUGUGAGUUCUGUGCCAGGCACGCCCAGCGGUACCCCGUACUCCCCCGAGAGCCCCCCGUACAGUAUAGAGACCACAGACAACAUGGGCAACACCACCACAUGUCUCAACACCAGUACCAGCGACUACAGGUGA